UCAUCUACAAUUUCAAUCUUGUUGUGCACUGUCGUGCUUCCAUAGUCCUGGGGUUGAUGUGGCACCUUUCCUGUGGAUCUGAAUCUGUAUCCCAUCUAGUGCUCUCUUAUACCUCUCCACAUCAUCUCUCUGUCUCUAAUUCCAGGAUUAUUUGAACCUUUAUUAGUAUUUUGUUGUUAUUUCUGCUGACUGUGUGCAAAUGAGGUUUCUAUUGCUGCCCAUCUCCCAGUAUAUGUUGUGAUUUCCCAGCUUUAUCUUCCCAUGGUCAGGAAUUGUUUGUCCUGCACUGGAGAUCAUUUCUUUUUCUGAGCUAAUAUUGACCAUCACUUUUUAUGACACAAGGAUAGCAGCCCAAAGCAAACCAGCUUCACUAACACUGGAUUCACAACACAGUGAAAUUAAAACAUUGAAUGACCACAUUGCCCAAACAUUCUUAACUAGUCUUUGAGUAACAGAUCUUGGACACUGAGUUUAUAGAAAGAAGAAAUAAUAACUUGAGCAAAACAAAUAUAAGCAACUAAUCUCAUCAAUAUCUGUGAUUUAAACACAUUUUUUUUCUUCAUUCACAACCUCCACUCUCACUGACUGACAGACACGUAGGGAUAGAUGAAACAGAAAUUGAAAUUAAUAUAAAUUGUCAGUUCAAGUAAAUACUUGUCAACAAUGGAUGCCAAGCCUUUGUGCAAUUCUUGGAUAAUGAAAUUUUCACAGGCACGUAAACUUUAUCUAAUUUCCAAGGCAGCAGUCAAUGGAAACAGUUUCAGCAAACUCCUGUAAAUAUUUACUUUGAUCUAUAUACUUUGUUCUUGCUUUUCUCAGAACAUUGAAAAAUUUGAGAGCUGGGUAGAAAACGAGAGACAGAGCAGCCAGUUCAGAACUCACUCUGCACCUUCUUGACCCUCUUGAACCAUUUCAGUCUGUGUUGCAAAGCUGCGCCCACAUUGCUGUUCAUGCUGCCAACCCAGCAAUCAGUCUGGUAAACCUUUGUUGUACACCCUCCAUUAAGCAAGCAUCCUUCAUCAGGCUGAUCAGAAGUGAACAUAGUAUUCCAGAAGAGGCCUCAUCAACAACCUGCAUAACCUCAACAAUGAUAUCCUAACUCCGAUGCUCAAAGGUCUGAGCAAUAAGGAAAAUAAUUGAAAAUAAAUUGCAGACCAGGAUCCCAAAACCAGUUCUGACAGUAAGUGGAGUCAUAAGGAUCUGAAUAUCACUGGCAUUUAACUGUGGAAGGAAAGAGGUUUGUCUAUUCUGUCUGUGGGAAAAUAUUUCUGAUAUGUUUGUAAUUUGGAUAUUCAGAUUUUUGUUUAGAUUACCCUUGGUUGUGUGCUCAGUUCUGGGCCCUGCAGCUGAGGAAAGAGAAGGGGAGCACAGAUUUAUCCAAAUUACACCUCGUCUCUUUGAAGGCACUGUCAUAUUUAGUCCCAAUCAUCCACUUCCUGAUUUUAACCCAUAAAUUCCUCAUUCUCAAAUACCUGCAAAUUUCUUUUAAAGUUCAUUCUGCACUCAAAUUCCAACACCCCUUCAGGUGGGAUAUUCCAGAUCCUGACAACUCUCUGUUGAUCCAAAAACUGCUGAAGUCCACGUUGAGUCUGGGGUUAUAAAGGGCUGAAUUGAAAGGUGAGAUGUUGUUCCCUGAGCUCUCAUUGAGCUGCAUUGGAACAGCACAGGAGGCUGAGGGCAGUGUGGAUGUGAACAGCCAAUUAGCUGACAAGGCUGCACUGUGAGUGCCUCCUGGCUCAAUGAGAGUGCUUUGGAAUUGGGUGAAACCAGAGAGUGAGGUGAGACAGGGAGAAGUUAAAGCUGAAAGACUCUUUGGUGUUCAGUCUCCGUUCAGGCUGUUCAGAAAGUCACAUGGUCCUAAUGAAAACAGCCAAUCGGUAAGUGAUACCUGUAGAGAACUUUCUUAGGGUUUAAAUUAUAUAUCAACUUAAAUAAAGUCAGGCACUUUUGAUUACAAUAGAAGUGUUUGAAAUGAAGGGGCAGGUCCCAGCUUAAUUAAAAUUUCUUAAAGGGAGUAACUAGCUGAACCUGGAGAGAAGUUUUUUGACCGGAGACCUCAGACCCAUGGUGUGCUCUCCUUGCAAAAUGUGGGAAAUAAGGGAUGCUUCCAAUGUCCCUGCUGGCUACAUGUGCCUGAGGUGUGUCCAUCUGCAGCUACUGGGUAACUGCUUUUCACAGCUGGAGCUGUAGAUGGAAUCACUGCGGAGCAUCUGUGAGACUGAGAAUGUUAUGGACAGCACAGUUAGUGCAUUGCUUACACUGCAGGUGAGGAUUUCACAGGCAGAAAGGGAAUGGGUGACCAUCAGAUAAAGUAAAAGGCUUAGGAAGGAAGUGCAGAAGACCCCAGUGGUCAUCCCCUUCUGCUUUGGGUACUGUUUGGAGUGAGGUGGUGAGGGGUGGGAUAGCAGCAUCAGCCAAGUUCAUGGCCCCACUGGUGGCUCUGUUGUACAGAAGCGGAGGAAAACAAGCAGCAGGACUAUAGUGGCAGGGGAUCCAACAGACAGACGUGAAUCCAAGAUGGUAUGUUGGAGCAGCUGCAGGACCGUCAGGAGUGGGAGGGUGAACAACUACACCUAGCUACCAAUGACAUAGGAAAAUAAUGGGGUGAGGACCUGAAAGCCGAAGAAAAAUAUUAAAAUACAAGACCUCACAAUCUAGUAAUGUCAGACUUACAGUCAGUGCUACGUUGUUGUAGGGAGAAAUAUUGAAGAGGAGUGUUGAGCUGUGUGUUCAGCUGUACAAGCGACCUUUAUUCAGAGCGCUUUUACCACACAUGGAAGUGACCAGAGCCCUGUCUGAAUCUGGCUUUCACAUGGGGGCUGUCUGAUUUACACUUCAGAUUGGAGGAGAGGUUAAUGAUACUCAAACCUCCCUGGCUGAAUACAACAUUUUUGUACCUUUUAGGUGACAAUAUUUACAUGCAAUAUUGAUGUCAUAGUUAGAUACACACCCCUAACUAAUGCAUUCAAUCCAGUACACAUACAAUCGUAGAUAAUACUAUGGAUAGCCCUAGGUCCUCCCAUAAUCUCAUGAUAUUUACCAGAAAUUUUCUUCAUCUGUCUUUGGGAUGUUGCAAUCAACCCUAUUAUGAAGUGACUACAAUUCUGCGACACAGCUGAGACAUUCAGAACAGCCCUUUCUCACGUCAGUCUGAGAGAUCAAACAAACAAUCCUUCUGAUUUGUAGCUGCAGUUUACAAUUCCUGCUGUACGCACACUUUAGAGAAAUCGACCAAAACAAUAUCCGGAUCUGACAGUCACUCUGUUUGCAAUGACCUCAGUAUCUCAGGAUUUUGAACAUUGAAGGAAAAAACCCUGUUCGCACCAGGGAGAAACACGUACUGUUUGUGUGUGAAAGGGUCUGUGGCGAUUCAUCUGAAAUGUCCAAACGCCACCGCAGUCACACUGGGGAGAGACAGUGGAAAUGUGGGGAUUGUGGGAAGGGAUUUCUUUACCCGUCCCAGCUGGAAAUGCACCAGCGAGUUCACACUGGGGAGAAGCCAUUCACCUGCUCUGUGUGUGGGAAAGGGUUCACUCAGUCAUCCAACCUGCAGAUACACCAGCGAGUUCACACUGGGGAGAAGCCAUUCACCUGCUCUGUGUGUGGGAAAGGAUUUAUGUUGACUUCUCACCUGCUUAAACAUCAGCGAGUUCACACUGCGGAGAAGCCAUUCACCUGCUCUGUGUGUGGGAAAGGAUUUAUGCUGACUUCUUACCUGCUCAAACAUCAGCGAGUUCACACUGGGGAGAAGCCAUUCACCUGCUCUGUGUGUGGGAAAAGAUUCAGUCAGUCAUCAAACCUGCAGGUACACCAACGACUUCACACUGCAGAGAGACCUUUCACCUGCUCUGUGUGUGGGAAAGGAUUCAUGCUGACUUCUUACCUGUUCAAACAUCAGCGAGUUCAUACUGCAGAGAGACUGUUCACCUGCUCUGUGUGUGGGAAAGGAUUCAGUCAGUCGUCCUACCUGCUAAAACAUCAACGAGUUCACACUGGGGAGAGACCGUUCACCUGUUCUGUUUGUGGGAAAGGAUUCGGUCAAUCAUUCUACCUACUAGAACACCAGCAAGUUCACACUGGGAAGAGAACAUUCUACUGUUCUGUGUGUGGGAAAGGAUUCACUCGCUCAUCUAAACUAUUGGUACACCAACGAGUUCACACUGGGGAAAAGCCAUUCACCUGUUCCGAGUGUGGGAAGGGAUUUACUGAAUCAUCUAACCUGCUGAGGCACCAGCGAGUUCACAGUGGGGAGAAGCCAUUCACCUGUUCCGAGUGUGGGAAAGCAUUCACUCAGAGAAUGCAGCUGCUGAUACACCAGCGAGUUCACACUGGGGAGAGACCAUUCACUUGCUCUGUGUGUGGGAAGGGAUUCACUCAGUCAUGCAACCUGCUGAGACACCAGCAGGUUCACCAAAAACCAUAAUUGAACGGUUUUGCUCUUACUCACAUCAAGGAAUGAACUGAAAUCUUUGGGCUGUUUGUACUCAUGUUCAUCCCUGCACAAAAUUUUCCCUUCUCUUGGAAAUUAAGGCCAGACGUUUGACAGAGUUGUCAGUGGGUGAAUACUUUGGGGCCAGUGAUCAUAAUUCUAUUAGUUUUAAACAGUUGUAGAAAAGGAUAGACCUCAUCUAAAAGUU
Molecule: messenger RNA, 4637 nt
Organism: Chiloscyllium plagiosum (whitespotted bambooshark)
Lineage: Eukaryota; Metazoa; Chordata; Chondrichthyes; Orectolobiformes; Hemiscylliidae
Source: RefSeq, a predicted model, not a curated record